This is a messenger RNA of Centropristis striata (black sea bass), 1606 nucleotides long. It is a transcript of the gene prelid1a, whose product is annotated as PRELI domain containing 1a. Gene Ontology annotation, molecular function: phosphatidic acid transfer activity. Bases 119 to 751 code for a protein of 210 amino acids. The record is from RefSeq and is a predicted model, not a curated record. Gene Ontology annotation, biological process: phospholipid transport. The transcript is spliced from 6 exons. Lineage: Eukaryota; Metazoa; Chordata; Actinopteri; Perciformes; Serranidae. Gene Ontology annotation, cellular component: mitochondrial intermembrane space.
CACAUUUGACAUAAUUUGUCGGUGGCCGCAUGCUGAAGUACAGGAGUAUAACAUGAAAAUACUCGUCUUUUGAAUGUUGUCGCCUUACAGGGUUUUGCCAGAGUAAACGCAGGGAACAAUGGUGAAGUAUUUCUGCUGCGCAGGUUUGCUGAAAAGCAGCUGGGACCAAGUUUGUGUUGCUUUCUGGCAACGAUAUCCCAACCCGUACAGUAACCAUGUUUUGACCGAGGACAUCAUUUUCCGAGAGGUUACUCCAUCCAACUGCCUCAUUUCCAGACGUCUGUUGACCAAAACGAGCCGAUCGCCUCGAUGGAUGGAACCAUACCUUCCAAAGAAAAUGUCCAGCUCGGCAUACAUCGUUGAGGAUUCUAUUGUGGACCCUCAGAAAAGGACCAUGACCACACUAACAUGGAACAUCAGCCACGCUCGCCUCAUGUCUGUUGAAGAGCGCUGCAAGUACCAAAUUAACCCUGACAAUGGCAGCUGGACGCAGAUAAAAAGAGAAGCUUGGAUCUCUUCCAAUGUGUACGGGCUCUCCAGAGCUAUUCAGGAAUUUGGUUUAGCAAGAUUCAAGACCAGUGUUACAAAGACCAUGAAAGGGUUUGAAUAUGUGCUGGCCAAAAUGCAAGGUGAAACUCCUUCAAGAACCUUAGCAGAAACUGCUACGGAGCGAGCAAGAGAGACAGCACUGGCAGCUAAGGAGAAAGCCAAAGACCUCGCCUCACAGGCGCAAAAGAAACAAUAUGUGUGAUGAGCUGCACAGAUCACCAGUUCUUUUGCCACCGACACUGGGAACGGAUUUCUCUUUACUCUCCCCUCAUGGUGCAGUCGAGCAUUGGGUUAAGAGAAAUCGAUCCUGGUCAUGGGCAGACACCUGACCUCUAUGAGGAAGCCUCCAACUGAAAUGGUGGGUGGACCAUAAAAGGCCUGAGCUGGGUUCAGGAGCCUGUUCCAGCUUCCUGGAAUAUACUGUACCUUUGAUACCAGAUCAUCUCAUUAUUUACCAUAGAUAGAAAUCUUAAAGGUUGAAUAUGGCUCUGGGUGCCAUAAAAUAAUAAUAGCACUCUGCCAAGCUUGAAUCUCUUCCUCAGAUCUUUGCUCACCCUGUGUGCCCAUCAACAAAGUUUACUCUUUCUUCUGUUCCUGUUAGUAUGUCAUGUUGUUUUGCUAUAGCUUUGUAUUUACAGCUUUUUGUUCGGAAGCUAAAGUUAGCAUAGCACGAAAUAUCUGAUCAAUGCAAUUAAUGUGUAUGAUUUACUGCAGUUGUACGAUUUGCCUCAAUUAUGUUAUACCUUAAAGUCCACCCAAUCACACCUUAAUCACCCUACCACGACUGAUUACUUCAAGUUGAAGUUCAUUGACUGAAGAAGGGUCCAUAUUGUUGGCAGUCAUAGCUUGAUAAGAAACACUCACUUAGCAUUUAAACUAAGAUUUGCUUGUCAUGGACAUCAGUGUCUAUGCCAAAAUUUAAAGUAUGUGUACAAAGGCAGAAAUGUGACCUUGUAUUGUACAUUCAGUUUCAGCCUGAUGAUACAACCCAUUAAACAAUGUGCUCUUAUUGUAUCAACUAAAUCAGCUUGUCAAUAAAUGGACAGUUCCUUUGUAA